Molecule: messenger RNA, 252 nt
Organism: Protopolystoma xenopodis
Lineage: Eukaryota; Metazoa; Platyhelminthes; Monogenea; Polystomatidea; Polystomatidae
Source: the annotation of a GenBank genome assembly
AUGGCAGCAUCUAAGAAUGACGGCCAAACGCCAUUGCAUGUAGCCGUGAUGAUAAGCAGUCCAGAGCUCGUCUCUCUACUUCUGCACUCAGGCGCCAACCCCAACCACGUUACUCAUGAUGCCCACACAGCCUUGCAUACCGCCGCCAGAGAGGGUCGUGUGGAUGUACUUUCCAUGUUACUCGAGGCUGGGGCCGAUCCAGAAGCAAAAAAUAAGGUAUAUAUAAUGUAUUUUCUGCGUUGCUUAUACUAA